CUGAACACGCGCGUUUUCUUAUAAUAAGUUGGUAUUGAUAUCUAGGGCUUUUUAAAAUACAAAAUAAACAUUAACACCGGCUUUUUUUCAAGGGCGACCCUUUUAUUUAUUACUUUAAAUAUAGGCUAUUUAAAUAUCAGUGUUUAAAAUUAUGUUUUCGAAUAAAUAGAGAGGAGAAGAUAAUCAAUACGUUAAGCCAUUCAUUUUAACAAAAGACUCUCAAUAAACUACGUAAAAUAUUUAAAGCAUUUAUAUUACUAUUGGAUAUAGGACGGUUAAGUUGUAAACUUGCAUUUGAAUUAGAAGGAAUAUGUCGGGCAGACGUACGCACAGAGGAGCUGACGAUAGCUUCUCGUUAGCAGACGACAAAAGAAAAACCGGAAUGGAGGAUUUAGUGUUAAUUGUAGAAGGGAAAAGAGUGAAAACCAAUAGUGGUCUUUUAAGUUACAACUCGAAUGUUUUUGCUUCACUUAUAUCAAAUGCACUUUUAGCAAAGAACGCAGACGAAGAUGACGUCAUGGAUAUAAUGAUGCGUCAGGAAACAAAUGAAUCUCAACAAAAGCUUACGCUUGAAAUGCCAAAUGUGAAAUAUAAAGAUGUUAAAGUUAUGAUUGAAUGCCUUAUGUUCAUAAGCACUUCAACAGAAGACUUAACAGCCACUAAAGCAUUGCGAAUUUUGCCUCUGGUGGAAAAUUUCCGAAUAAAGCGUUUGAAGAAGGCAUGUGGUAAGACGCUCUACGAUUCCAUUAUUGCUAUGAGAAAAGAUCUUGGAACAGGAAGUCUCCCAACACGUGACUUGCUCCAAUAUUUGGCCGCAGCCGACGUGUACAACUUUGAUAAGCUAAGAAGAGUAUGUAUAGAUGAACUGGCCAGAAACAUUGAUCCUAAGGAUAGACUUGCAAUUCAAAGUGAUAAACAUGUACACGAAAAAUCAAAAGUAAAAAUAUUUGGGGAAAUGUAUGACAUUAUGGAUAGAGAAUACGAAAGUAGAGUUCGACAAGUGAGGCAUGACAUGGACGGCAGAUGUCGUCUGCUUGAGCAGAAGAGAGACGAGUAUAUGGAGCAGUUAGAAACAUGGAAAAACGACCUUAGACAGGACGUGGAUGACUUGGUGAAACAAAAUGAAGAUGCUCAUAAGCAGUUUAUCAAAGAUCUUUAUCAAAAGAAGAUAGUUGACCAAAUAGAUGGAACUUUGAAUGAAACGAAAGAGGGUCUUUUCGAAGAAAUGGAGAAACUACAAAGCGAGGUUAACUAUGUAUUUCAAACCAUGGAGGCAAAUGAACAGGCAGACGAAGAAGAGAUAUCAGGUUUAAAACAAUAUCUUGAAGAAGCAAUAGAAAAAAAUCAACAAAAUAUCAAAAGUAUUACAGACACAUUUAAAGAAAAGUUGGAACAAAAGUUAUGCAUUUGCUCCUUGAAUGCAGCAAGUCUGAAAACAUUUUCGUCAUCUAAAAACCUUGAAGAGAAUGUCAGUGCAAACAUUGAUGAACUUGAAAACAGAAUUGAGUCUCUGGCCAGGUUUGAAAUACAAUAUGAAGAAGAAGUAAUCGCCCACAAGAAAGCACAAGCGGAGCUUUUGAAGAUUAAACAAAAGGAGCACCAAAUGAACACAUGGUUGAAGUGGGCAACGCCAGCAAUAGACGACGAAGACAAAUGUCAAUGUUACAGGCAUGCUGUCGCCCGAAAAUAAACAUUUAUUUACUAAACUGCAUUUAUUUUGCCUUUCUAAAUGAUUGAACAAAGAAACCCGGAAGUCUAAACUUUGGAGGUUAAAAUUAUGUAAAACACUGAAGAUUUUGCAGGGUCGGUUUGGCUUGUUUAUUGACUGAAGUGAUUUAUGCAUGCUACACUACCGGCUCCAUUCACCGGCUGAACUGAAGAAGAGUAUUAUGUGUGCAAAAAUAAAAUUUAAGCGAUAAAAAAGAGAAAAACCGAAGGACAGACUGCUAACCCACAUUUUUUCUUUUCUUUCUUUUUUGAUAUCAUUAUAUUUACUAAUCAUGCUUUAAGUUAGUGUCAUUAAAGCCAUUGAAACAGUU
Messenger RNA from Ruditapes philippinarum (Manila clam), 2039 nucleotides. RefSeq lists its product as uncharacterized. NCBI's taxonomy places the organism in Eukaryota, Metazoa, Mollusca, Bivalvia, Venerida, Veneridae. The record is from RefSeq and is a predicted model, not a curated record. The coding region runs from base 311 to 1690 and encodes 459 amino acids. Gene Ontology annotation, molecular function: protein binding. The transcript has 2 exons.